Molecule: messenger RNA, 1146 nt
Organism: Drosophila serrata
Lineage: Eukaryota; Metazoa; Arthropoda; Insecta; Diptera; Drosophilidae
Cellular component (GO): extracellular region
Molecular function (GO): chitin binding
Source: RefSeq, a predicted model, not a curated record
AUGGCAGCGGCAACAACAGCGAACAAAUCACCGCAGCAGCAACAUGAACAGCAGCAGCAGCAACUGCAACAGAGCCCCUGCCUUCUGAUAGUCGUGUUGGGACUGCUCUCAAUGCUGGCGGGGAACUGUGUCAAUGGGCAAAUCGAUGGCUAUAUUGCUGGAGAGGAUUACCCCGCCUACGAUGCAGUGCCCAAGGGUUUGGCCUUCAAUUGUCAGGGUCGCCAGCCGGGCUACUAUGCGGACACAGAGACGCGUUGUCAGGUGUGGCAUUGGUGCCUCCAUUCGGGCCAUCAGUACUCCUUCCUCUGCCCCAAUGGCACUGUCUUCAACCAGGCCGUCCGUGUCUGCGAUUGGUGGUCAAAUGUUAACUGCGCCGGCUCGGAGCAGCUCUACCAGAACAACGACGAACUCUAUCGCAUUCCCGAGAAGCAGCAGUCGUCGAGUGAUGUAUGAUAUGAGGCCGAUGAUGAGUAUAAGAUUGGGACAGCAACAAACGGAACUACAACACAACAGCGCGGAGGCAGACAGCGGCAAUUUCAAAAGCAACAGCAGCAACAUCAGGAGAAACAGCAACAGCAGCAGCAGCAGCAGCAACAGCAGCAGCAGCAACAGCAACAGCAGCAACAUCAACUCAACAGCAACAAUAGAAUCAUAGAUAGCAGCAACUACAGUAAAAUGACCAAAAAUAGCUUUAGAGGUAGCAUGAGAUUUACCACACCAAGUACCAAUCCUCAAUCGUCGUACUCAUCAUCACAGCAGCAGCAACAGGAGCAGCAACAGGAGCAGCAACAGCAGCAGCAACAUAAAUCUAGUAAAAAUAGCGAAAGAAAAUCAAAGCCUAGCAGUAGCAGUAAGCCCAAUAGACUUAGCCAUAGCGAUAGGGAAAGCAACCGCAACCAAACUAGAACUAGGAAUCGCACAAACAGCAAUAGCCAGCAUCAAGGGAAGAAAAAGAACCCAAGCAAUAGCAAUAGCAACACACAAAAUCCACACAACAAUUCCCGAGGCAAACAGCGCUAUAAUACUAACAAAUUCGAAAAUGAUGCAGAGCUCAAGGACUACAAGAGCAAGAUCAAGAACAAAUACAACAUCGAUUAUGAUCAUUCUUUGGAUGAAGAAUAUGAAAUAAUCGAGGCCAUUGAAUGA